CUACAUGACAUGGUCUGGUGCGUCGGCGCUGAACGCACAAAAGGUUCAUAGCUCCGAGUCUGGUCUUGGAGCUUCCCAUACAACCUGUGUGCGCGUACAAUUUCAGCUGUAUUGUCCAGGACCGCAUGCCUUUUGCUCUGUACAGCCCUUCACAGAGCAUCUGAAAUGCCUAAGCUAUCGGACUACCUGGCCCGGGCCAAGGCGCCUGCAACAGCUGCAGCAGCAACAGCCGGCCCCUCAGUACACAGCGAAAGCACGACACCACAGCAACAAAAUGAUCAACCGCGCAGCCGCAUUAGCGGCCGUGCCGAAGGGCAGCUGGCGGCGCCGCGGCUGCCACCAGCACCUGCCACGCCCGCGCCCACAUCGGCUCCUGCCCCCGCGCUGCUUCAGCAGCUGCACGACCGCUACCUGGAGCAGUUCCGCCGCAGGCUGCGCGAGCGCGGCGGCCGCUGUUAUCGGUACCCGGACGGCAGCUUGCGACCCACGCCGCCGCCCGCCGACUUUUACAGCCAGGCCAACCGCAAGCAUUGGCAGGAGCUGGUGCACCACGCCCGCACAACCGGGGGAGACCCCGAGUACCAGAUGCACGGGUUCUCUCUGCGCUACGGCAUUGGCGUUCCGCACGAGGCGCACCAGCGGCUGUGCCAUGACCUGGACCUUCAGGAGGAGCUACAGCCGCCACUGGCCAUCGGAGACUUCGAGGGCGACCCGCUCACCGACCCCAGCCACCCCUUCAACCGCGAGUGGAAGCAGCUGGCGGACUCGGUGUUCGCUGCCGCGCCACACCCGUGGCGUUCCACGGGCGCCGCCACGGCCACAACCUCUUGAGCCGCAUGCUGCCAACGCCCCAGUGGAGUUCAACGUACGUACAUAUGCGGCAGGGGGCGUACCCCUCAUACGCGGCACCUCCCUGACGUAAAACAUGGAGACAAGCGGAGACAUGCCCUUGGACAGGCAGGGUAAAGCACCCAGGGUGGCGCACCCAAGGAGGUUGCACGACAUGGUUUGGUAAGAAGAUUGAGGUCUGCAAACCAUCCAGUACAGGAAAUGAGCGAUAUGGUUAUGCGGGCUGCAAGAGGGGAUACUAUUGAUGGGGACAGAAGAAUUAUUUGUGGUGGUUGCAGGAGGUUGCCGGUCGACGUGCCAUCGUGCGUGCCAUGGUUGGCACAGGCUGGCAGCCGCGUGCUGGGGAGUGCUCGGCGAGUCCUCGCCACUUACAUAUAACUUGUGAGCUGGUCUGUAAUGACUGCUGCAU
Molecule: messenger RNA, 1258 nt
Organism: Chlamydomonas reinhardtii
Lineage: Eukaryota; Viridiplantae; Chlorophyta; Chlorophyceae; Chlamydomonadales; Chlamydomonadaceae
Exons: 7
Coding region: 166-831 (221 amino acids)
Source: RefSeq, a predicted model, not a curated record